AUGGAUGCGCUCUUGCCAAUUUACAUAUCUGGCUUGGAUGAUCUCAUACCCAUCCUGGACGGCGCGCGUGUCUUCCGUGAUUAUAGCAACGAGCGGUCCUCCCCAUACCUAGUGAAGGCAAUGUGCCUUGUGACCUGCAAAAUGAUAUCGGCGGCCCCUUUCCUCCGAAUGAAAGCUGAUGGACCACUCAUGGAGCCUCUGGAGUUUGCAUCUAAGCUUCUGGCAGGACUCAAUGCGGCUAUCAAAGCAGAUCUCGAGCCCGAUAGGAUCGUCAAGGUCCAAGUCCUUGCAUUGAUGCAUCUACACACGGAUGGUUUGGCUGGAAUGGACCGUGCAUCGAGUUACCUAUCACAGGCCAUUUGUGAAGCAUGGUCGUUAUCUCUACAUGUGCAAAUUCCGGGGAAUCCAGAACAAGAUCGGAACGGCCUUUUGUGGUGGUCUCUGCGAAACUUCGACCGAGUAAACAAACCUAUUACGGGAGCGGCACCUUUCCUCAUUGACGACACUGACAUUGGACUUGAGCGUAUCGGCCUAAUGAAAAACAGCUACCGCUCCCAGCUCAUGGAGGUAUCUCUGCGUUUGGGCGAUCUCAUGGUUACUGCGACCAAAGUUUAUAAAGCGAGCUGCAAAGCGGCUGUCGAUCAGUGUCAUGAAUUUCUUUCUCUCUCCGAACUUACCUCGGGCACCGAUUAUGACCAUUUCCACAGAUCGCACAAAGAGUACCUGGAGAUCUGGUAUCAUGUGGCUGCCAUGCUAUCCUGUCGGUAUAGCGGGCCGGGCAGCGUUCAAUACAAUCGACGCCUCGCAUCAGCUGAUCGUAUUGUCGAUUUGACCUCCUGUAACAAGGGUCAGAAUCUCCCUCCACUUCCUCUUGUGCCAUAUGCUAUGUCAAUGGCCCUUACAGUUAUAUACCGCGCCUUACGUGACAACCAGCGGGAUACCAAAACCGCAUAUGACAACCUCUUCGUGUGCUGUAAUGCCUUGGAGGCUGUGAGCAAACUCUGGACGAGUACAAAGAGGGUGGUUCAGCUUGCAAAGCGGUUGUUAAAGCUUAUAAACAAGCGUGGGGACAUGAAUUCAAGGCAUUCGGAUAACAGCAACGAACACCUUCGCCGAGAAGGUGAAGCAACGAGUACGGGUACAGAUAAUUCCACGACAAUCAGACAUCGAGUAGACAAUGGAUGUUCCAACGUUGAUGGAAUACCGAAAAUUCCAACUGGUGCUUCUCAGACUCACAAAUCAAUGCAUAACGGACAUGCCGCACAGUGUGAUGAAAAUACACAACAGUCAAACGAUAUGUGGAUAGGAUCCGAAACGUCCCACUUCCAGCUCGACAGGGCGAUCUUCGACUUGUUUGACGACAGCUUGCCAAUCGCAUUCCAAGAUCCAGCCACGCUGGAUUAUAUCCACUUCUCAAUGAACGAAAAUAGCUAUUCCAGCAGCAACUUCCAGUUCUGCUCUAAUUUGGCCUCGCCGGACCUUGAAUAUGGCGGCGACAGCCUUCACGCAAACGUCGACUCGGACUUGAGGAUUGAAUUUUUGCAAAAUGUAUAA
Penicillium daleae is the source of this 1554-nucleotide messenger RNA. RefSeq names its product fungal specific transcription factor domain-containing protein. The transcript has 2 exons. Lineage: Eukaryota; Fungi; Ascomycota; Eurotiomycetes; Eurotiales; Aspergillaceae. The record is from RefSeq and is a predicted model, not a curated record. Bases 1 to 1554 code for a protein of 517 amino acids.